Molecule: messenger RNA, 603 nt
Organism: Frankliniella occidentalis (western flower thrips)
Lineage: Eukaryota; Metazoa; Arthropoda; Insecta; Thysanoptera; Thripidae
Exons: 5
Coding region: 1-516 (171 amino acids)
Source: RefSeq, a predicted model, not a curated record
AUGAUUAUGGAGUCUAGUAGUCCAGAUGACAGGGAUAUAAAGACCCAUGUCUCAAAAAAGGGAGGAAGUAAAAGGAAAGGCCGUAUUGCAACGGGAAAUAGGGAAUCUGCCCGUGUACCAUUAAAGCCAGUAGAGCUUCAUGUGGCCCAGCUCUGUGGGCGCAACUAUAUUGAGGGUGCCCCCGAGCUGGCUGAUGGUUUGUCAGAGAACCAUGAAGUGCAAGAUCUGUUCGCCUCUGGUGGUGUUGCUGAUGGUAACAUUGUCGAUGACGUAAUGGAGGCCCAUAAAGUAUAUGGGGGUGAAGUUCCUAUCUAUGUAGUGCAUGACAAUGAUGACCUCAAUAAUACAACAAGCGACAACCUUGUUGUUCCUGUGCCAGCUGGGCAUGCUGAGGAAAUUGCUGCUCCUGAUAACAAUCCUGACUCUGAGCAAGAGAUGGACCAAUCAACUCCAGCAAGGGUUCCUCCCAGAAAGAGAUAUAGCAGAAGCACUAAAGAUGCAGGCGGAGGCCUCUAAAAUGAACGCAGAGACCUCUCGCCUGCAAGCCAAUGCUCCGCAAAUGAUAGCUGAAAACGACAGUGCAAGACUGCAACUUGAUGCUGA